This is a messenger RNA of Colius striatus (speckled mousebird), 1440 nucleotides long. It is a transcript of the gene HRH3, whose product is annotated as histamine receptor H3. Lineage: Eukaryota; Metazoa; Chordata; Aves; Coliiformes; Coliidae. Bases 1 to 1440 code for a protein of 479 amino acids. Gene Ontology annotation, molecular function: histamine receptor activity. Gene Ontology annotation, cellular component: membrane. The transcript has 3 exons. Gene Ontology annotation, biological process: adenylate cyclase-activating adrenergic receptor signaling pathway. The record is from RefSeq and is a predicted model, not a curated record.
AUGCUCGGGGGAGAUUCAGGGACGCUCUGGAGUGAUGCAGGGAUGCUCUGGGGGCUGCGGAGUUGCUCCGGGGGGACGCAGGGACGCCCAGUGCUCGUCGGCCCCGGGGGGGCGGGAGGCGGAGCGGGCCGGGGAGGGGCGGCAGCCCCGCGGCUGCGGCGCGGAGCGGAGCGGGCGAUGGAGGGCGGCGGGGCGAUGAACGGCUCCGCCGCCACCGGCCGCUUCGCCGCCGCGGGCGCGGCGGCUCUGGGCGUGCUGAUGGCCCUGCUGAUCGCCAUCACUGUGGCCGGCAACGCGCUGGUGAUGCUGGCCUUCGUGGUGGACUCCAGCCUGCGCACACAGAACAACUUUUUCCUUCUCAAUUUGGCCAUCUCGGACUUCCUAGUAGGUGCCUUCUGCAUUCCCUUGUACGUGCCCUAUGUGCUGACGGGGAGAUGGAUCUUCGGGAGAAGCAUCUGCAAACUCUGGCUGGUUGUCGAUUACCUGCUCUGCACCUCUUCAGUCUUCAACAUCGUAUUGAUCAGCUAUGACAGAUUUCUCUCGGUGACAAGAGCGGUAGCCUACAGAGCCCAACAAGGCAACACUAAGCAAGCGGUGCUGAAGAUGGUGAUGGUGUGGGUGUUAGCCUUCCUGCUUUACGGACCUGCCAUUAUCAGCUGGGAGUACAUAUCAGGCCAGAGCAUCAUACCCACCGGCCAAUGCUAUGCUGAAUUUUUCUACAACUGGUAUUUUCUCAUGACAGCCUCUAUGCUGGAGUUUUUCACCCCUUUCAUCAGUGUCAUGUUUUUCAACCUGAGCAUUUACCUGAACAUACAGAAACGUACCAAAAUCCGCCUGCAUAUUUUCCAUGAAGUGCACAACCAGUCCUUCACCGAAGAGAUGGAAACGAGCCCAGAAGCAAAGCUUUCUUUGAAAUGCUGUAAGUGGGAGCAGAAGGAGCCAGCUGAAACUCUUGACCUCUCUAAGAGCAAAGCUCAAGCAGCAGCUUCCACUGCCAGCCUGGGUGCCAAAGAUCUGCUGUCUACAAGCUCUGAGAGCUUCAGGAAACCCAAGGGUUGUAACAAAAAGAGCUGUAAAAAUACAGCAUCCACCCCAUCCUUAGAGAAACAGAUGAAGGUGGUAUCCCAGAGCAUGACUCAACACAUCAGGCUCUCUAGAGACAAGAAAGUGGCUAAAUCACUGGCAGUCAUUGUGGGCAUCUUUGGGAUCUGCUGGGCACCAUACACUCUCCUGAUGAUCAUCCGUGCUGGCUGCCACGGCCACUGCAUCUCUGACUAUUGGUACGAGACUUCCUUUUGGCUACUGUGGAUCAACUCAGCUGUCAACCCUGUCCUAUACCCUCUCUGUCACUACAGCUUCAGAAGAGCUUUUAUGAAACUCCUCUGCCCCAAGAAGCUAAAGAUUCAGCCUCACGAUCCCCUUCAGAACUGCUGGAAGUGA